AUGACCACACCCAUCAUCUUUCCUCUACAAACACCAAAUUAUCUGCUUUCCUUCCAAUUUUCAUCGUGGUAUCCAACAUUUUCCUCCAUCGGUAUAAAAAGCACCAUCAUCCGUCCCUUGGAUCAAGCAUUCAAGGAAUACCUCGACUCAGACGGCAUUUUCGUACCAGAAGGCUCGGAAAACCCUCCCGCAGAAAGCUCUCCUUCGGAUCAAGAAGAUGAGGACGACGACGAGGAUGACGCCGCAGUCGGACGAAUCUUCUCCUUCCCUGAUCUAGAUGAGCGGAUAAGACAAGUCAUCAAAGAAUACGGCGCAGUCUUCCCUAAGCUCAAUUUUUCUUCACCAAAGGAUGCAUCAUGGGUGCUACCACCAUCCUCGCCUCUUAAAUGCACAUCUCCAUCAGAUGUCUACAUCCUACUCAAAUCCUCAGACUUCAUAUCGCACGAUCUAAGUAUCGACACGGUGUUUGAGGGAUGUCAAUACGAUCCCUCGAAUCCACCAUCGUAUCAACUCGAGCUUGUCUUGCGGAAAUGGUAUCCUAUGGAUAGGAGCCGCGAGUUCAGGUGUUUCGUCCGUGAAGGCCGUCUCAUAGGGAUAUCACAGCGCGAUACAAAUUUCUACGACUUCAUGAACGAGUCCCAAACACAAAACAAGAUCGUAGAGACGCUUCAGCGUUUGUGGGAAGAAAAGAUCAAGUCCAAAUGGCACGGGCAACAAGAUUACGUCUUUGAUGUGUUGAUGACGCGUGAUCUGUCUCGGGGACAUGUCCUAGACUUCAACCCAUACGCACCCCGGACGGAUCCCCUCCUAUUCACGUACGAAGAGCUCUUGUCGGUCUUCACACGUGGGCUGAGCGUACCCGAGCUCCGUAUCAUUGACUCACCUUUACAUCCGGUCGCAUCGCGCAACGCACCAGCUCACCAGCACAACAUGUUGCCAAUCGAAGCCCUCGCGCUGAGUAGCGGUCGGGACAUCAACGACUUCUCAGAUUUGUGGAAGAAAGAGAUUCAGCAGUCCAUGAAUGAUGACGAUUAA
Molecule: messenger RNA, 1035 nt
Organism: Suillus subalutaceus
Lineage: Eukaryota; Fungi; Basidiomycota; Agaricomycetes; Boletales; Suillaceae
Product: D123-domain-containing protein
Exons: 5
Coding region: 1-1035 (344 amino acids)
Cellular component (GO): cytoplasm
Source: RefSeq, a predicted model, not a curated record